Messenger RNA from Bursaphelenchus xylophilus (pine wood nematode), 1256 nucleotides. The record is from the annotation of a GenBank genome assembly. Lineage: Eukaryota; Metazoa; Nematoda; Chromadorea; Rhabditida; Aphelenchoididae.
AUGGAUGUAACUGGUUUUCCGCAUCAAGUUGGUGGACAUUUCGGCCUCUUGACUUGUUCCGGCCAUGUUUGCAAACCACUGAAUCAGCGGGAAUAUUCUUUUUAUCAGCAAAUAACUGCUGAUCUGCAGUCAUUUACGCCAAAUUUUUGUGGUCAGUUGGUUUCUUAAUGAUUAAUAUUUAAGUUUAGGUCGAAUUCGAGUGAACUUAAGUACGUCUCAAGAUGGGGCCGUGUCUAUGAGUACCGAUCAGACGAUCCAAUGCCAUUCUCCGAAGAACAUUCUUUGUGUUUGUGACAAGGAUGACGCGGUUUCUACAAGUGCCGAGAACGACGGGAAUGGGGGUGACGAAAGAAAGAUGACUUUUCGGUUGCGCAACAAAAGAGUUGAGGCAGAGAGUGUUACCAACGCUUGGGCUGGACAAUGUCAGAGCAAGGUAAGGAUUUGGAAAAGAUAGGAUCAUGAUCUAAUUUCCAAAAUACGGUCAUUUAUCAGGUUGUUCAAAAACUGGUGAACGGUUAUGACAAGUGGUUCAUCGUCCUGGAAGAUAUGGUCUCCUCCUUCUCUCGGCCGUGUGUCGUCGAUCUUAAAAUGGGCACACGACAAUACGGGGACGAUGCCUCUGCUCAGAAAAGACUAAGUCAACAUCAGAAAUGCAGACAAUCCACAAGUGAGGAGAUGGGGGUCAGGAUGGUGGGGAUGCAAUUAUACGAUCGGAGAACCAAAUCUUUUGUCUAUGUUAACAAGUAUGAGGGAAGAAGGAUGGACAGGAUCCAAUUCAUUUCGGCUUUAUCUGUUUACUUUAGGUAUGUAAAUCAUAUUAAUUGUUAUGUCCAUCUAGAACAGCGGGAUUUCAAAGAUCGAAACAAUUCUUGGAACGAUUACUGGCCUUAUCUAAAGUAAUGAGCAGCUCUGAAGGCUUUCGUUUCUUCUCUUCUUCCCUGCUGAUAGCCUUCGAUGGAAACCCUUCAUCUUCCUCGGAUGUUGUUGUCAGCAUGAUCGACUUCGCUCACUCAACUUUCCCUGGAUUUCUGGAGGAUAAAGUCUACGAGGGAGUGGAUGAAGGAUAUCUUUUAGGAAUCAACUCCUUAUGUACCAUAUUAUGUGAUAUAAUUGAAGAUCUUAAUGUAGAAAUGAAAGAAGGCCUCCUUCCAAAUCAAGAAUGGCCCAUCUCAAAGUGUCGAAAAAGGAAAUUCGAAUUAGAAAAUGGGUCCGAGGACCUGAAAGUCCCUGAACUUCUGGUCACCGACACCAACUGA